AUGGAUAUCGACGAGGUUGACCUGCAGCAGCUUUUUGACAUGAUUGAUGCCGAUGGAUCCGGUUCUAUUGCAGUGGAGGAGUUCAUCGUCCCACUAAGCCGUUGGGUACAUGACUCCAAGACUGCGCCGCGCUUCAUCAAGUACAACUUGUUGCGUGCGAUGACGCAGCAGGAGGAGCUACUGCGGUUCUCGCACGAGAAUUUCAACUCCAUGUUCGAACGGGUUGAUCGAAUGUCUUUGGUCCUUAACAAUCUUGCCGCCAAGCACGGAUGCGCGACAAAGACGUCGACGGUAGCGUUCAGCGAAGGUGCAACAAAAGACCCGGUCUCCGCGGAGAAACUGGAGCGCAAGGCUGACGAGGAGAAGGUUUCUCCCGAUGCCCAUAGUUUGGAGCAGCCACAUGCGUCCAUCCUCUCUCCCCAGCUGAACAAUCUCAAGGGUGACAUGGAGACGGCCUUAGAGGCAGCGCUGCUGGUCUUGGAUGCCGCUUUCCGGGACGCCGCAGAUGCCCUGAAGCAAUCCCAGUCAGUGGUCGAGAGCCAGCUGGGGCUCCUCGCAGAGUCGGUGACAGGUGCAGACAGGAAUCAAAGCGGGCAAAUGAGAAGGGAUGCGCCGGAAACGGGUGACGAGCUUAGAGAUCGUUCGCCACCAGACAGACCUGCAUCGGAACUUGCUUGUGCCUCUUUGACCCGAUCAGGCAAGCCGCCAGCACGACAGCCCGUGGACGUCUCACGGGAUCCAGAUUGGAAGAGAGAGGAGAAACCUGAAAAAGCACAUGGCCAGCAGCAGCAGCAGCAGACCAUCUGA
Symbiodinium necroappetens is the source of this 807-nucleotide messenger RNA. NCBI's taxonomy places the organism in Eukaryota, Dinophyceae, Suessiales, Symbiodiniaceae. The record is from the annotation of a GenBank genome assembly.